Molecule: messenger RNA, 1197 nt
Organism: Colletotrichum higginsianum IMI 349063
Lineage: Eukaryota; Fungi; Ascomycota; Sordariomycetes; Glomerellales; Glomerellaceae
Product: Methyltransferase
Exons: 7
Coding region: 1-1197 (398 amino acids)
Molecular function (GO): methyltransferase activity
Source: RefSeq, a predicted model, not a curated record
AUGGCCGAUACCCCGGGCAUGGCGGCGCUCCAUCCCGGCGAGCUGGAUGAGGCCGUCGAGGUCGACGAGGGAUUUGUUGUUGGUCAAACCCAGACUGCUUACACGGACGAGUCCCAGCUGACAAUGGCAUCUCCAAGUCGGACGAUGGGUCUACUAUGGAUGAUCAAAUGUACCGUUGCGAGGUACACUUUGUCGCUCUCCUCGAGCGUCGUCGACUACCCGGAAGAGUACGGCCGGCGCUACCACGCCUUCCGGCCCGGGACCUACGCGUUCCCCAACGACGAAGUCGAGUUGACCCGUCUCGACAUGGCACACGCCCUGAUGGUUCGGGCGAUGGGGAACAGGUUGUACCUGGCGCCUCUGGAAAGGGACAAGGUGCACAGGAUCCUCGAUAUCGGGACGGGCACCGGUAUCUUGCUGAUGAUUGUCGUGUUUUUCCAAGGGGCCAUUGAGAUGGGUGACAUUUUCCAGAACGCAGAGGUUAUCGGCAACGACUUGAGCGCCAUCCAGCCCGAGUGGGUCCCCUCGAACGUCAAGUUCGAGAUCGACGACGUCGAGAGCCCCUGGGUCGGGCACAAGAAGUUCGACUACAUCAUGUGCCGGUACAUGGCCUGCUCGAUCGGGGACUGGCCGAGUCUGAUUGAGACGAUAUACGACCACCUGAACCCCGGCGGGUGGGCCGAGUUCCAGGACAUGAGCACCGAGUACUACUCGGACGACGGGACGUACACGGCGCGGCACGCCACGUACGCCUGGAACCAGACCUUUGUGCGGACGCUCCGGGCGGUCGGGCGCGACCCUUGCCCCGGCCCGCAGCUCGAGGGCUGGGUGCGCGCCCACGGCGGCUUCGGCCGGGUGUCGCACCACCGGUUCAAGACGCCCAUCGGGCCCUGGGCCAGGGACGCGCACUUCCGGGGCCAGGGCAUGCUGAACCUGGCGCAGAUCCUCGAGGGCCUCGAGGGCUUCUCGAUGAAGCUGUUCUGCGGCGUGCUGGGGUGGCCCGAGGACAAGGUGCACGCGCAUCUGGCCGCCGUGCGGCACGAGCUGAAGUGCGGCGCGUUCCACGCGAUGCUGGAUCUGUGGAUGAUCCCCCUCCCCCUUUUUUCCCGUGGGGGUGUUGUGUGGCUAAUCGCUCGGCGCAGGCAUACCGUCUAUGGGCAAAAGCCUCCCAGGCCGGAUUCACCCGCAGAUGAUUGA